GUCACGGAUUGUCAAAUUUGAUGACGCAUCUGCAGAAAACCCAAAAAAUUUUUAUUGCUUACCUUUUUCGUGAUUUUCGUGAAUUUCCCUGAAGAAUCUUCAUUCCUCGCUGGUGGAGGAUUUUGUACAUAAAUCAAGGAUUCUGCACGCAUCUGUGAUUGUUUGGUAAAGUCAAGUGAAGUUAACGAGAAAGAUGAGUUUCUUCGGGAAGAUGUUUGGGAAGAAAGGGGAAGCAGCCCCAACAACGGGAGAGGCCAUCCAGAAGCUGCGUGAGACAGAGAAUAUGCUGAUAAAGAAGCAGGAAUUCCUAGAAUCAAAAAUUGAGGCAGAGCUGGACAUUGCAAGGAAGAAUGGAACGAAAAAUAAGAGAGUGGCCAUCCAGGCACUAAAGCGGAAGAAGAAGUACGAGAAGCAAUUGCAGCAGAUUGAUGGGACACUGUCGACGAUAGAAAUGCAAAGGGAGGCACUUGAGAGUGCGAAUACCAACACAGCGGUCCUCCAGACAAUGAAGAAUGCUGCAGAUGCCCUCAAAGCUGCCCACAAUCACAUGGAUGUCGAUCAAAUUCACGACAUGAUGGAUGAUAUUGCUGAGCAACAGAACAUUGCCACUGAGAUUUCAGACGCAAUCUCAAAUCCAGUACCAUUUGGCCAGGACGUUGACGAGGAUGAGCUGGAGAAGGAGCUUGAAGAGCUUGAACAGGAAGAACUUGACAAGGAGCUCCUGGGUGUUGGCCCAAGUGCAACAGAGCUACCAGAAGUGCCGUCCGAUGAGAUUAAGGAGAAGGCAAAGGAAAAGAAAAAAGCCACGGCAGCUGAUGCAGACGACAAAGACCUCAAAGAGCUCAUGGCAUGGGCAGAGUGAGCUCCUUCAUCUCCCGCGCUUUCCACGCGAUUCUUUUCUACCGUUACAAGAAGAAAAACAAAAUUAUCCAACAGCGCAAGAUUUUUAAUCGUGCUUAAUUAUUAAUCAACACACACCCUGAUGAAUAUUUACUUUGAAUUAGGAAAUAAAUUAACUAUAUUUUAAAUGAGAAUUCAUUUUUUUCGAGCAGAAUAAUUUGCUCCAGGAUUUAUUAAAAAUCCGGGAGCUCCUAGGGCAGACAUGGGCACAUUGCAGAAUGCUCGCAAAAUGUUUUCUUUGCAAAAUGUAAAAAACAUUUGUAAUUUUGUUGAAAAGUUUAAGGAAAUCUAAAUAAAAGCUAUUUUUUGGCUUUAAA
Lutzomyia longipalpis is the source of this 1217-nucleotide messenger RNA. It is a transcript of the gene shrb, whose product is annotated as charged multivesicular body protein 4c. Gene Ontology annotation, biological process: vesicle budding from membrane; late endosome to vacuole transport via multivesicular body sorting pathway. The transcript is spliced from 5 exons. Bases 194 to 862 code for a protein of 222 amino acids. The record is from RefSeq and is a predicted model, not a curated record. NCBI's taxonomy places the organism in Eukaryota, Metazoa, Arthropoda, Insecta, Diptera, Psychodidae. Gene Ontology annotation, cellular component: multivesicular body; cytoplasmic side of plasma membrane; ESCRT III complex.